AUGUCGACCAUCGCAUCGCCGCGGCCUUCCUUCACCCUUUCCUCCCGCCGCGGCUCGGCAUCAACCGACAACACCGUCCUCUCCGGAACCGGCAAAUCGACGACAUCCAACGCCGUAGAUCGAGCCACCCUCCGUCGCAAUCGCACAGCUCUCCGAGACUACUACAAUCUCAAAGCUGCAGCGUCCACCGACACCCAUCCGCAACAUGAUCUUCCAUCGCCAUCUCUAAACGCCGAGCAAGAAAGCGAACUCGACAAACCCGGGUUCGACCCGGAAGCCUACGUCCAGCAUCUCCUCUCCACCCAAGGUCUCGAAGGCGUGCUGCGCGUCGAAGCGGGUCUUCUCAGCGAUAUACGAUCAUUGGAUGGAGAGAAGAAAGCUCUCGUCUAUGACAAUUAUUCCAAACUCAUUGCUGCGACGGACACGAUUCGUAGUAUGAGGGAGAAGAUGGAUCCCAUGACUCCCACGACCAGUACUCUUACCCCUGCGAUUGGACAUAUUGCCGAGACAGCGGCGAGUUUGACUGCUGAUUUGAAGCGAUCGCUGGGGGAAGGGGAUGUACAGGCGAGGGACGAGGUAGUGAUGAGGCAGAAGCAGCAGGAGGUUGUCAGGUGGGUGCUGGCUGCUCCGGAACAAAUUCGAAAGCAAGUCGAAGCUGGGGCGAAUGAGGAUGCGAAGAGGGAGUGGGAGAGGGUGGAGUCUGUGUUGGAACGGUGGAAGACUGUCAAAGGCGCUGAUGCCGUCCGGAAGGCAUGUCAGGAAGCUCUGGUAGGUCUUCCGGAAAGCUGA
Molecule: messenger RNA, 789 nt
Organism: Ramularia collo-cygni
Lineage: Eukaryota; Fungi; Ascomycota; Dothideomycetes; Mycosphaerellales; Mycosphaerellaceae
Exons: 1
Coding region: 1-789 (262 amino acids)
Biological process (GO): Golgi organization; lysosomal transport; endocytic recycling
Cellular component (GO): membrane; EARP complex; GARP complex
Source: RefSeq, a predicted model, not a curated record